UCUAUCCCAUUCGACUUUACGAUGAAACAGUUGGAGUGAAAAGCCACCGCGAAACAGGGACAUGAGAGGCUCUCGCGCUCGCGGCGGCGCCGCCCGAUCUACCGCCUCCGGCCUCCCAUGCUUCAGCUGAGACUGGAUCCGGGAUCCCCUCCACCUCCUCUCUCUCUCCUGCGAAGCUUUGCUCCAUCUGACGCCAUGCCUCCACGACCGUGCUCCAAGCCAGCGUCCGCGGCAUCGGCCAUGGAGGGAGCUCAGUCCGCCGAGCGCUCCCCAAGGCCCUCGCCGGCGGCGGCCUCCCCACCGCCGCCCUGCGUCCCGGCUGGCACGUUGCUGCCCGCAGGCUUCAGGCUGAGCGUCGUCCCGCCGUCACCGAGCAAGCUGCCAGCGCCUGCAUCCACGAUGCCGGCUGCUCCGUCAGGGUCAGCCACCUCCGCCGCAGUGCUGGCCGCGGUUGCCCUGGCCUCCCGCAAGGCUGCCCCGGCCGCUGGUGGCCAUUUGUCCCGCGUUGGGCUGCCUCCGAGGCUGGUUGUGGCUGCAUUUCCGACGGUGCAUAGCUCGGGGCUUCCCCAGGCCGGGUCCUCACCGCCUCCGCCGCUUGGGUGUCUCUCGUCCCCUGCCUCUGCUGACGCUGCUUCUGUCAGCGAUGCACCAUCAACCUCGACUGCUACUGUGGGCGCGCCAUCCCCGACUCCUGCCGGUGCUGCUACGUCCUACUUGACUCUUGUGGAAGCCUCGCCGACACCCCCGGCUGGUGCUGCUGAAGCGCCGCCCACAACCCCUGCUGCUGAAGCGCCACCCACAGCCACAACUCCUGCUGCUGAAGCGCUGUCCACGGCUCCUGUGGAAACGGCGCUGUCCUCGGCUUCUACCAUACUGCGACGGGUCUUGACUCAGAGCUACCUGUUUUGUGGAGCUCCUUUACUGACGGUGAAGAAGACGACGACGAUGAUAAUGAGCUAGCCCCACAGACGCCACCGCCGGCUACCAAAUCCUCGAUUUCGGCUGCUCGGCAGGACGUGGCGUGUGAUGCGGAUACAUGCGGAGGUUGGCAGAAGGUGCUCCCGCGGCGCCAUGUGCAACUCCAGGCGUCACAAGCCCCUGCUUUGGCUCCCCGUCCCGUCCCCGCUUGGCUUCAUGGUAGAUGUUGCAGAUGUCUCUUUCCUGGACACUGUGCAGCGGAUUGUCGAGAUCCUUUUAGAUGUUAUCGGUGCCUUGAGAACGGUCAUCGAUCGCGUGAGUGCCGCAAUGCCUGGCAUCCCCUUAGCUCCUUGGGAAGAGCUACUGUGUCGCCACUGCCCCGCCUCCCCGUCAAGCACCAACAAGCUCCAUCUCCAUACAAGGUCCAGAAAGAAGCCCCACCCCUCCCGAAGACAUUUUGUUGUGAUUCUUGGGCAUCGAUCGUUUCUGCUCCUGCUGGCUCAAUGGCCCCGACGGAUAUCUCGAUGCGGCCCACUUUGGAGAGGCAGGCCGAGCUGCUGCGCUCUGAGCUCCUUGGUAUGGCUUCCUUUCAACUUGAGAAAACGGUCCAGCCUCUGCGUGAUGUCGUUGAUUCUAUGAAAGGUUGGAUGUUGCGGAUGAAGAGCUUCAUGGAGCGAGCUGAGGCUGCACUGGGCGGGCUCUCCCUGGCGCCGCCUGUGUUGCGCCCUUUGGUUGUGCCCGAUGGCAACUUCGACGCUGAGAAGGGAGACGAGCUCCAUGGUCGUUUCUCCCCUCGUGCUAGGGCCAGCUCACCGCCAUUAGCCUCUGAGGGACUUGACAAUGAUGUGAUUGUGACUCCGGUGUCACAGAUCAUGCCCGAGCUUCGGAGUUGUGUGGGAGCCCGGUUUUGCCUUUGUGCGUCGAGCAACUGCAGGUAGACCCUCCCGAGAUCUCGAGUGUGGCUUUGCCACCAACAUCACUCCUGGAGUCGAGCCAGAUAGUUGAUGCUGAGGAGAGUAGUGAUUUGGACGGUGCGAUCUCUCGCUCGCCCAAGUCCAUUGGGCGUCAGGCGUUAGUCAUCGAGCGCGGAGUUUCAGAUGCUGUUGCCCUUCCCUCAUAUGCAACCAUCGAGCAGGUGAUGACUGUGAGUGGCAUGGCCAUUGAGCCAAGUGUGUUGGCACCUACUCCAACUCCAAAUUCAAAUGCUCUGUUUGCGAAGGAACUUUGUGACUUGCUCGCUAGCGUGGAGGUUGCUAGACCUGGUUUGGGCAGGUCGAUUGCUUGCCUCCUGACGGGAACGCCAAUAAGGGGCAAACAAAAGAAAAUGGGCAAAGACAAGAGUGGUGUCAUAGGCAAGGCGUCUCUGGUUGCUUUAUGGAUGAUCUUCGGUCUCUCGGCUUGUCCUCUUGGAUUGGGAGGUGCAUGGUGUCUUGUGUCGUGGUGUUCUUGUUGGGAUUGACUUGGCGUAGUAGUAGUGUCAGGGUUUGUGGAUGUUGUGCAUUCGGAGAGUUUGGCAAGGGCCGACUGUGCGGUUGGGGGAUUUCUUGCCGUGCGAGUAGUUAAUCCGUGCUCUAUUUGUGUAGGUUUUCGCCCAGUUUUUCUUAAAUUAACUGGACAAUUCUCUUCUUCUUAAUUAAUCGAUGAGGCAAAAUUUUUGCCUCC
Messenger RNA from Triticum aestivum (bread wheat), 2580 nucleotides. Its product is annotated as mucin-7. The transcript has a single exon. Bases 118 to 960 code for a protein of 280 amino acids. The record is from RefSeq and is a predicted model, not a curated record. Lineage: Eukaryota; Viridiplantae; Streptophyta; Magnoliopsida; Poales; Poaceae.